Messenger RNA from Ctenopharyngodon idella (grass carp), 3388 nucleotides. Its product is annotated as nuclear factor 7, ovary-like. Lineage: Eukaryota; Metazoa; Chordata; Actinopteri; Cypriniformes; Xenocyprididae. Gene Ontology annotation, molecular function: protein binding; zinc ion binding. The record is from RefSeq and is a predicted model, not a curated record. Bases 213 to 1568 code for a protein of 451 amino acids. The transcript is spliced from 6 exons.
CCACAUUUCUGUCAAACUGACUCUUGUGUCUCAACAAAACCAAUAAAGAAUCAGCAAUCAGUGGAGAACGAAGAAAAAUGCUUUAAGGAAGAAUUUUUGAGACAUUUGUUUCUAAACAGACAGCAGAUCUUUGUGAUUCAUGUAGUUAUUUUUGAAACCGUCGUUCAGAAAGUGAAAGUAAAGUUUAGAUUGCUGGAGCUCAAACAGUGAAAAUGGCUUCAGCAGCUGAAGAUGAUUAUAUUUGUUCUGUAUGUCAUGAAAUCUUCAAGGCUCCUGUUCUUCUAUCAUGUAGUCACAGUGUCUGUAAAGAGUGUCUUCAACAGUUCUGGAGAACCAAGAAAACUCAGGAGUGUCCUGUCUGCAGAUCCUCAAAAGAUGAACCUCCAGUUAAUCUGGCAUUAAAGAACUUGUGUGAGUCGUUCCUGAAGGAGAGAAAUGAGAGGAGUUCAUCAGGAUCUGAGGAGAUCUGCAGUUUACACAGUGAGAAACUCAAACUCUUCUGUCUGGAGGACAAACAGCCUGUGUGUUUAGAGUGUAUGAAUUCACAAAAACACGUCAAUCACACAGUCAGACCCAUCAGUGAAGUUGUUCCAUCAUAUAAGGAGGAGCUCAAUACAGCACUGAAGUCCUUACAGAAGAAACUUCAACACAAUGAAGAAAUGAAAGGAGAGUUUGAGAAAACAGUUCAACACAUCAAGUCUCAAGCUGAGCACACAGAGCGUCAGAUUAAACAGCAGUUUGAGAAGCUUCAUCAGUUUCUCAGAGAUGAAGAAGAAGCUACAAUCACUGCACUGAGGGAGGAAGAGGAGCAGAAGGAGCAGAUGAUGAAGGAGAAGCUGGAGGAGAUGAACAGACACAUCUCAGCUCUUUCACACACAAUCAAAGACACAGAGGAGAUGAUGAAAGCCAAUGACGUCUGCUUUCUGAAGGAGUUUCCAGUCUCAAUGGAAAGAGUCCAGAACUCACAGCUGGAUCCACAGAUGGCUUCUGGAGCUUUGAUUCAUGUGCCACGUUACUUGGGCAACCUGCCGUUCAGAGUCUGGAAGAAGAUGCAGGACAUCGUCCAAAACACUCCUGUCAUUCUGGAUCCAAACACUGCUCAUCCACGUCUCAUCCUGUCUGAUGAUCUGACCAGUGUGAGAGACAACUGGAACAAACGACCUCUUCCUGAUAAUCCAGAGAGAUUUGACGAGUAUUUCUGUGUUCUGGGUUCAGAGGGGUUUAACUCAGGAACACACUGCUGGGAUGUGGAGGUUAAAGAGAGUUCAGAGUGGACUCUUGGAGUAACUACAGCAUCAAACCAGAGGAAGGGGUGGGAUUUCUUCAACACUGAUGUCUGGAGUGUGGAGUAUGAUGUGGACGAAUGUUAUUUUGUUUCUAGUUUUCCUGUUAAACAGAAGCUUGAUCAUGUGAGAGUGAAUCUGGACUAUGAUGGAGGAACGGUGUCAUUCUCUGAUCCUGUAACUAACACACAUCUACACACAUUCACAACCACCUUCACUCACACACUCUUUCCAUUCUUCAGUUGUUCUCACUCUCUGAGGAUCUUAGCGGUUAAUAGUCAGUAAACGUUACUCCUGUAGAUCUGGAUCUUCCAGAUUUCAUCAUGUUUCCAAUAUUUAAUCCAGAUCACAAGAGUAAGAGUGCUGUUGAUCUGAAUAUCAGUAUGGUGGCUGUGAUUGGGCCGUGAUGAUCACAUGACUGAUAUCCAGCACUACAGCAACACUCAUAUUGCUUUAAUACAACAGAUCAAUUAACAAGAAGUUUUUAUUUAUAUUCCACUUCACACAAUUAGACAGAUUGGAGACUAUUUUAGCAUUCAUGUUUUCAGCCUAAUUACCAUUUAACUAAUAAUUUCAGUCAAGUGCGACUCUAAUUUUCCCAUGUUAAUCGAAUAUAAUUUUAUCGUUCUAGUCACUUAACCAGUUAAUUUUACACAUGAAAAAAUUUCAGUUUUGUUGUAAAUGAAUAAUUAUUUCAGUUAUAGAGGUUAAAUGAUCAUCAUAAAAUAAUCCACAAAAGUGUUAAUAAAAUAUGAAUGCUUAUAGAAAUACUUGAUUCAGCCGAUACUACAAAGCAUAUCUUAAAUUAAGUCAGUGGCAUGUUUUGUUUUUAAAAUGCACACCAGUAAUGUUUUUUUCUAAGGCAUGUUUAUAAAUGUUACUUAAAUAUCCUAACUGAACUAAGGCCUAAUCCUGUCUUAAUCUAAAUUAUUUUUGCUACGGUCUCCAAUGUUCUUCUAUAGACCUUUACUCUGUAAUUGUUCAUUUAAAGCCAGAAAUGUCCAUUGUUCAUUUGUAUAUCUCUGUUGAGCCGAGUGAUUUUGUGUGUUUGCACAGAAGUCGAAGCGACUUCUGUGCAGGUCUUAAAAUGUUAAAAUUGAAUGUUAAAUGACACUGUCUGAAUGACACCUGAUUGUGACCACUAGAAAAGACUAUCUGAAUGGCGGAGCGAGAUGAGCACACAGUGUUGAGAAGUGGAAACUCCCUGAGUUCACACCAGGAGCGCCUCUAACCCUGGCAGAAGAGUCCCUUGAGAUUGAGCAGACUCAAGCUGUUUGCUCCGACUGAUAAAGAGUAUCUCAGAACAGAGGAAGGAUCGACGAGCACCUCAUUGCUUAGCAGCAAAAAGUGAAAGGCAACAGAAACUGAUGCUAAAGCAUAGAAUAAAGGGACCAAGAUGUGGUCUAGAGGCAUCAAAAGAUUUAUUUUGUACAUUUGUAUGAUACUUCUGAUAAUGUUGUUGUUUUAGUCAAUUUUAGUAACUGGGUCUAGUGUUGAUCAAGAUUAAUUGGAUUGUCACAGUCAAUAUAUUACUAUUACAGGCCAAAAUUAAAAGGGAGCACAAACAGAUGAGUGAGAGGUAUUCGAUCACACUAGAAGUCUUCCUGACAGUAAAAGUCUGACUUUCUGUUCUUGUUGUCACACAAUGUGUAAAGUUUGGAUAGAGGAUUUUGUGGAAGAUGACACAGUAGUUGUCUACAGUGAAUUCUUACCUACUGUUUAAGAGUGUAAAGAAGGUGUUAAUUGAAGGUUGAAGAUGUUUUAUGAAGCUGGAUAUUACUGAGGGUAAAGGAAAGUGAUUAAGUGUUGUGAGGAAAAGUCACGCUGUGAUUAAUUGAUUAUUUUAUGAUCAAAUGGGGGACUGUAAGAUAAAUCUUAUCAGCCUGACUUUACUUUCUCUGUUUCUCCCUGUUUUCUCUCUCCUAGUCUUUAAGGCUGCGAGGGGAGAAGAGUUUUUCUUGUUUCAUCACACAUCUAUUGUAAUGUACAAUUAUAUAUCUACAAUUGAGGUAAUGUAUCUCUCAUUGGUUAAAUCCAUGUUACUCAUGUAUUCAAUCAAUAUAAUCUCAAGACGAAGACAAUAAAGACAAGCCUUUUAUACUCUC